AUGGCGGUCUUCUCGGGCGACGGGGUGUUGUGGCUCUGUCUGGGCAUCUCCCUCUUCUUUGCCGUGCGCGGCAUCACCACAGAUCUUCGCCAAGUGGUCGAUUUGACUGAGAUCAAGAACGUCGAGACAGAAGACAAGAUCAUCAGUGAGGGAACCGAAGAAGGUGCGCAAGAUCCAAGCAAUUCAUACCGAAUGGCAACUGACAUUAUCACUUUUCCAGCUCUCAAAUUAGACACCCUUCUCAAGCUCUCCGAAAGCACAAGUCAUGACCUCCGCUCUGCAGCUCUACGCAUUAUCUCCGAACGGUCCACCAAAGGGGGAACGCGAGACCUGCUUCUAGAGGAUCUGGCAAGCACGAACAAACUACGAAGGGCGCGCGCACUGAACGCAUUGAACUUCCUCGUUUCCAACCGAGCAUUAUCUCGAACCUCAGUAUGCAGCCGACUGAGCGACCUCCCAACCUACACGGCCCUGAUAAACUGCCUCUGCAAUUUCUUAAGCGAACACACCGACCAAACUUCUACAACAAACUCGCCCAUCCUCCCAAAAACCAGACCAAUCGGAGAGAAAAAAGCGCUGAACAUCCUCAAUAUUUUGCUGCCCGAGAAUGUUCCCGCCGCGCUAGAGGCAGGGAUUAUAAGCCGGUGGCUGUGCAAUUAUCCAUUUCCAUGCGCUCUGUCCGAGCCAUCACGGCGACAGGAUGCGGUGAUUCUCAUGAAGACAUGGUUUCUAGACGACGGCGUCAUGAGCUCGAUAUUCAACACGCUUACCAAUUACAAUGAUGGCAUAAAGCAGCUGCGGAAACAUGGGUUGAUGGGGAGUAUGAUUGAAGAGAAUGAUCAGGACGAUGAGGAUGAUGAUGACGAUGUGUGGAUGGUUAAUGGGGAGGAUACCGCGGGUUCGACGAGGCGGGUCUCUUUGGGGCGCCGGCUGCAAGAAGGGAGCGUCGAGGAGCAGGCGCUGAGACGGCGAAGAAGGGAGGCCAUGGUGCUGAGUGACGGUGGACGGCCUCUUCGGGGUGAUGAUAUUAUUCAGCGCCCUGUGGAUUUCUAA
Molecule: messenger RNA, 1053 nt
Organism: Penicillium lagena
Lineage: Eukaryota; Fungi; Ascomycota; Eurotiomycetes; Eurotiales; Aspergillaceae
Exons: 3
Coding region: 1-1053 (350 amino acids)
Source: RefSeq, a predicted model, not a curated record